CUCCACGCCUGGACAAGCACACGCACCCUGCUGCAUACACUGACAGCAGAGGGUGCACUGGCCAGACCGGUGCCACGGGACAGCUGCUGGCCGCUGGCCCAUAGAGGAACACUUGCCAGGUGGAACAGAGGCCAGCUUGGACCCAGAGAAGAGAGAGUGAACACUGCUGGAGCCGGGGAGCCCAGAGGCUCAGAGUCCCGCUGUGGCUGACAGAGAGGAUCAUGCCCAGGAUCCACUGACCCCCAACUGCCAGGAAGUGGUGACAUCACCUGCCAGGAGCCUGCGGCCAUCAUGACAUCACAGUGUGAUGUCAGGUGACUCACAUGGUCCCGGUGACGACUCAGCAACACCUGAGCCAUUCCACCCACCCACCUGGGACUAACCAGCAAGUUAGGGUCUAGUCAGGCAAGGUAAGGGGUCAUCUCUGCUCCCUGGCUUCUAUGGUGUUGCAUGGCCAGGGCUUUUGUGAUAAAAUACAAGUCAUCCCUUUACCUACCUUAUUCCUGGCAGGACUCCUGUAGCUCUCUGGGGUGGAGACCUGGCUCAUGGGAGGGGCAGCAGGCAGGACCAGGCAGGCCUCUGGUCAGCAUCUCUGUGGCCUCUUUCAAGGAAGUGGGGUGGGCUGUGGAAGAAGGAGACCUGGAUCCUCUAGCAUCCCACUGCCUACUCCACAGGCAGUUAUUGUGACCCUGGGGUUACCUGUGAUUUGGGGAAGGGGAACAGAAGAUGGCUGAGGUUGCCACACCCUAUUCCUCUGGCCAUGGGUUGGGGGCAUUUCCAGUCCUUGGCCACUGGCAUCAGACCCUGUUUCCAGUCAAACAAGCUGGCCCAGCAGGUUCCAGGCUGCAGCCUGGAAAAAUCCUCCUUCAGGCCCCAGGAUGAGCUCAGCUGCUCUCUGACCCGGAGACCUGAACCCUAUCCUCACACAGCUGCCUGCAACUCAGGUGUGUGCUGACUAAACAGAACACUGGGAUCUGAGUUCAAACCCACCUUACCUGACCCACCACAGGCAGCCCUUAAGCCCUCAAGGGUCUUGGCUCCCCCUGGCUCUGAGUCUAGUGAUGCUGAACUGUGCCACCUUAGAACUGCCUGCUCCACAUGCAUGACAUAGGCCCAGCCCUGCAGAGUCUACACAUAAAUACUAUGGCCCACUAUGGUGGGCCACUGUGAAUAUCAGCAUGAUGGGGGUCAAUGCAGCUGUCAACACACAGCCUCCAUUUCUGGAACCCCUCUGAGUCACCCAGGCCUGGGGUACCAUGAGAUGCUCGCCCCUGUGAUGAGUGGAGGAGGGCAGGUUGCAAUUUGGGCACAGUGUCCACAGUUGGACAGUGUCCAUCCAUGGGAUCUUCGGAGCUGAUGCUGGGUAAAAGAAAAGGAGAGGCUGAAUUCCUCUCUGGGGUCCCUCACAGUGGUCUCUAUCUUGCAGCUCAGAGCCAUGUCAUCAGGACAGGAGAUGUGGCACACAGCUAUGCCACCCCCCCGCCGGAGCAGCUCCACAGGCACUGUGCCCAGGUCCCCUGCCCCUGUCGGCAGCUCUAGGUCUCCCAGCUCUGCUGGCAGUCCCAGGUCCCCAGGUCUUGCUAGCAGUCCUAGGUCCCCUGGUACACCAGGCUCAGAGAAAGUGGCCUCCCCGUUGGAGUGUUCCAUAUGCUUCUCAGGCUAUGACAACAUUUUCAAGACACCCAAGGAGCUCUCCUGCACCCAUGUCUUCUGCCUGGAGUGUCUGGCCCGGCUGGUGGCUGCCCAGCCAACAGGCCACCCGGGCAGCGGGGUCAUGCCCUGUCCAUUCUGCCGGCAACCCACAGCUGUGCCAGCCGCCGGGGCUCCUGCACUACGCACCAGCCGCCAGCUGCAGGCCAAGAUGCCAGAGCACCUGCGGUGGGAGGAGCCUGUGUGGCUUGAGGGCACCAAGCUGUGCUGCCACCCACAGCCAGCCACACCUGGCCGCGAGGCGCCUGGUUUCGUAUGUAUUGAUGUGGGCCUGAGUAAGCCUGCUGAGCCCACCCCACCUGCACCUGCUCCAGAACCUGCCCCCCGCCGGGGCUGCCUGGCCCGCUGCUGGGCACGCUGUGGGGACUGGCGGCGUGUGGCUCUGGUCUCAGCACUGCUGUUGGUGCUGUUCUGCGUGGUGCUGUGGCCUGUGCAGUGUGCACUCAGGACUGGAAAUCUGCACUGCCUCCCCCGGCCCCCCACAGCCACCGCCACUGCUGAUGUCUUCUCCCUCAGGUCCCUGGCCAGCGAUUAGGGGUCACCAGCCUGGGCUGGGCCAGGUCAUCCCCCCUACCUGAGAACCAGGGUAGGUCCCUGAUCCACUGGGGUCAAGGACACAGCAGCUCUGGAUGUCCCCCAGAGCCCCAGUGAGAACCUACUUGGGCCCCUUACUCACUGAGGCUGGGACCCAAUGAGAUGGACAAAAGAGUCCCCAAAGACUCCAAGAACCCACAGGCUCCCACAGCCCCAGAGACUACCUCUGGCCCCUGUCUCAUAGAUGGGGAAAGGCGUCCAGGAGUCCUCGCUGGGCCUCUGCUCCUCUGAAGACACAGAAUUGCCAAGAAUGGAGGGGCUCACCAGCCCUCCUUCCAUGUGACAUUUCACCAGGGUCUUCCCCAGGCCCCUUUUCCGGGCAGAGCUGUCCCCUUCUGCUGGGUAGAGGCUCUAGGCUUGCACUCUGACCAGGAAUCAGAGUACAGAGGCAGAGCAGUCCCUGUGGCCAAGCCACUGCAGGAACUUCCCAGCCAUUCCUCCCACCCUGGCAAAUGAUACAUUUUAAAAUAAAUUAUUUUAU
Castor canadensis (American beaver) is the source of this 2785-nucleotide messenger RNA. NCBI's taxonomy places the organism in Eukaryota, Metazoa, Chordata, Mammalia, Rodentia, Castoridae. The record is from RefSeq and is a predicted model, not a curated record.